AGGAUGAAGAGGGAGGGAGGAUGUGUAGUGUACACACACACACACACACACACACACACACACACCGACUCCCCGCUCCUGCCUUACUCUGGAGAGAAGCUCUCUUCUUCCUGCUCUCUGAGCUUUCUGUUGCUUCCCCGCCCAUCUGUGCUGUCAGCAGCACCAGCAAAGUUGGCUUCAAACUUGAACAGAGCUGAAGACUUCAUCUUCCCAGGAGCUCCGCAGGGGCAGCAGCAGGCCCCGCCUUGGGACUUACACUGGCUUCUUGAAGCCCCUCUGACCCGGUCAGCGGCCAGUCAGCCUUCUGACUGCUGGGCAGCGCUUCUGCCCCUGCCCUAGGGGCCCCUGGUCUGGACUGGGAAUGGUGCACUGAGAUCCUUCUGGAGCCCUUGCCCCAGCCUGGAGUGGGAGCAGCCUGAGGCCCAGCUCGACAUGGCUAACCCCAUACAGCCUCAUUUUCCCCAGCCACAGGAGCCGGACUCCACCUUAGCACAGGACCUGCCUGAGAUGGAGAAGCUCCUCACCAAGGCAGAGGGCAAGGAGGACAAAGCCCUGAACCUGUCCAAGUCCCUCUCUGGGGGGAUGGACCUGGAGCAGAACGGCCACAGUCUGCCCUUCAAGGUGAUCUCCGAGGUGCACCGGGAGUCCUCGGUGCUCCGCACCCCUUCCCGGGCCAGCUCACGGCGGGCGUCCUCGGUGGCCACCACUUCCUUCGCUCAGGACCAAGAAGCCCCCAAAGAUUACCUCGUGCUCGCCAUCGCCUCUUGUUUCUGCCCUGUGUGGCCCCUCAACCUCAUCCCCCUCAUCUUUUCUAUCAUGUCUCGAAGUAGCAUGCAGCACGGGGACAUGGACGGGGCUCGGAGGCUGGGCCGCCUGGCCCGGCUGCUCAGUGUCAGCUUCAUUAUCCUGGGGAUCGUCAUUAUCAUUGUGGCUAUCAACGUCUUAGUUUCAAAAUAAAAGUAAUCGGGAAGCUGUGCUAGCAAAGGCAGAUGCUGGCUAGCUGGAGAGUUCUGACACCACACACCCUAUACACCAUGAGGGGACAGGACGGAGACUGCCACGUGCCCCUCUGUCCUCCCAGCUCCAAAAGCACAAACUUGGAGGGCAGCUCCAAAUUCACCCCAUUGUCAGCCCAGAUGGGAAAAUCUGGAGGAAGGAAGGAAGGAAAGAAGAAAAGAAAGAAAUUUGCGGUGGAACCAAUGAAUGAUGUAGGUUAAUCUCAAGGGCUCGUCCUGACAUUUUGACCCCAAUGUUCUGGGCUAUUUCGUAUCCCUAUAAUUUUGUGGACCUACCAAGCAGCGUAAACUGCCAGACUGAGAAGAACCAGCCCCAUAAACAAGUCCAUUGAUGGUAGGAGAAGAAACAUCACUGUACCUUCGUGUCUGUGCAUUUUGUCUUUUGUAUUCUUCCUGAGGGGAGAGAACAGACCGUUUGCAUGCUUUGUGCCACACGCUUGCCGCGAUCCCAGCCCAAGCUUCAGGGUGAGGCUGCCACUCAGCACGUGCCCUGGGUGCUGUGCUCUGGGUGCCGUCAGGCACAUGGGUAGGCGCCCAGGGUAUUACAGGUGUUUGCCAGGGAGUGAGCCAGGACAUUUUUAUGAAGGCUUGCUGUUUCUUGGGUCUCAAGUCCUAAGAUAGAGGGAAGAGCAUAGCUGAAGGGUUCCAUCUGCAGAGAGUGGGAGGCCCAAGUUCGGGGAAACACUCGCACGUUGGAAGCACAGGGCUGAGCAUCCUCACGUUGCUGAGCGGGGCCCACACCUGUCUGCUUUCACAUCCUUGAUUCUUCCUGGCAUUCUCCCUGAAAGGCUGUACCCACAGGGCACCUGCCUCCUGCAUGUCCCCAGCUCCAGGUCAGACCUGGAGAAGGUGCUCCAGGCUUCCCUGUCUUGCAACUAAAGUGACUGUUCUCAGUAAGGACAAGUCCUGAGCCUCAGACACAACAUCCUGAGGUUGGCAAGGUCUAUCUCCCCUGUACCCACCAAGAUCAUUUAUGCCUCCUCUGCAGGGCCACUGCCCCAUCCCCACCCUCUCAGACGCUCUGGACAUGGGAGGAGCUCUGGGUCCUGAGACCCUGGCAGCUCUGAGCCUUCCAGACAGGGCCAAGCACCUGCUGGGAGAGCAGGGCCAUCGAGUGGGUUCCUUAGGGGCUGAUGUUCCUAUAUCAGUCCCCAGCGUCAUAGGGAUAAACUCUAGCCUGUCCUGCUCCUAAGCCAAGGACUGAUUUGGGUUUGCCACAUGGGAUCUUUGAAGCCAAAACAGAGAGAUCCCUAUUUGCUGGGAGGGAUGUACUGGGGAGGUCAGGUGAGGCCAGGGUAGACAGGAGGUCUGUGGGGUCAACUGCUCCCAGGCCUCUGGUCAUGCCCCGGUGGUCUCCCAUGGGUCUUGGCCCAGCUUUAGCAACCCUGGAAGAGAAGGAAAGGAGUCCUGUGGUUUAAGGAGAAUUGCAUUGUGAAAUUGAGGCAGAGACGGGUUUCUGUGGCCUCUGUGCUCCUGGAGACGCCCAUAUCCAGUCCUCCUGGGCUACAACCACAUCUGACGUCAGCUCACUGUGCAUGCCCUUCCACAAAUAUACACACUCUUCCAUGCUCCAAGCCCGGGACAGAAGAGGGCUGUGCUCAGGUAAAGCCGCCAGCAGACAGUUCCAAGAAAGGCUCCACUGGAUCCUUUUCCAGUCCAAGCACAAACAACUUGAGUGCUUCCUACUGGUGCCAGAGACGCAGAUCAGAUGAUCCCAAAGGCUAGCGCCUGGGCAGAGGGAGCUCGAGGCAGGAAGAGAGCAGAGUCCUGGACAAGAAGAAAUGAAGGGGAGGUCCCUGAUGCCCUGAGCCAUGGGCAGCCUGGAAUCUCCAGACCAAAGCUAGGAGGGAUAGUGGCCCUGCUGUCCCAGCUGUCUUAGAUCCAGCCUCCUGCUGCAUGAACACCGUGGAUCCCCGGCUGGGAGGUGCUGACCUACUCUUUCUCUGGACCCCUAAAGAGUUGCAAAAACUGCCCUUUCCCUGCCAUCACCACUCACACCGGGGAUUCUGUAUUUCUUCGCAUGGAGAGAAAUAAAGUUGAAUGUACAUA
Messenger RNA from Cavia porcellus (domestic guinea pig), 3065 nucleotides. It is a transcript of the gene Trarg1, whose product is annotated as trafficking regulator of GLUT4 (SLC2A4) 1. The record is from RefSeq and is a predicted model, not a curated record. Bases 433 to 957 code for a protein of 174 amino acids. The transcript has 3 exons. Lineage: Eukaryota; Metazoa; Chordata; Mammalia; Rodentia; Caviidae. Gene Ontology annotation, cellular component: membrane.